Messenger RNA from Ochotona princeps (American pika), 2025 nucleotides. RefSeq names its product immunoglobulin like domain containing receptor 1 (gene ILDR1). The record is from RefSeq and is a predicted model, not a curated record. Bases 181 to 1848 code for a protein of 555 amino acids. Lineage: Eukaryota; Metazoa; Chordata; Mammalia; Lagomorpha; Ochotonidae. The transcript has 8 exons. Gene Ontology annotation, cellular component: plasma membrane. Gene Ontology annotation, molecular function: high-density lipoprotein particle receptor activity.
GGGAGCGCUGCAGGUGCGGCUGAGCGGGCGUCACCUGCCCGGGGACCGCAGCGGACCCACCCACCGCGGGACGCGGAGCCAGGGCUUCUCCGGAGCAGCGGGGCGACCGAGGGCGGCAACUGGUGAAGGCAGCUAUGGUGCCCGGAAGGUCCUGAGCUGAGGGCUCCAAGAGGGGCCGACAUGGGCCCUGAACUGCCGGUACCUUGGCUGCUGCUCUUCACCUGGCUCCCAGCAGGGUGUCUGUCCUUGCUGGUGACUGUGCAGCACACCGAGCGCUACGUCACUCUAUUUGCCUCCAUUGUCCUGAAGUGCGACUACACCACCUCUGCCCAGCUCCAGGACGUGGUGGUGACUUGGCGUUUCAAGUCCUUCUGCAAGGAUCCUAUCUUCGACUACUACUCUGCCUCAUACCAGGCAGCCUUGUCUCUGGGCCAGGACCCAUCAAACGACUGCAAUGACAACCAACGGGAAGUUCGCAUUGUGGCACAACGGCGAGGGCAGAAUGAGCCCGUGCUGGGGGUGGAUUACCGGCAACGCAAGAUCACCAUCCAGAACCGAGCUGACCUUGUGAUUAAUGAAGUGAUGUGGUGGGACCACGGAGUGUAUUAUUGCACCAUUGAGGCUCCAGGAGACACAUCAGGAGACCCAGAUAAGGAGGUGAAGCUCAUUGUCCUGCACUGGCUGACUGUGAUCUUCAUCAUCCUGGGUGCCAUCCUCCUCCUGAUGCUGAUUGGUGUGUGCUGGUGCCAGUGCUGCCCUCAGUAUUGCUGCUGCUAUAUCCGUUGCCCCUGUUGUCCCACUCGCUGCUGCUGCCCUGAGGAAGUCCUGGCCCGCCACCGCUACCUGAAGCAGGCUCGGGCCCUAGGUCCUCAGAUGAUGGACAAACCCCUGUCCUGGGGGGCGGACAGGAGCUCUCAGGUGUCAUCUUACCCAAUGCACCCGCUGCUGCAGCGAGAUUUGUCCUUCCGGUCCAGCCUCCCACAGAUGCCAAUGACCCAGGCCCCCACACACCCUCCUAUCACCAACAGUAUUCUGGAAUAUCUGGAGAAAGAGCUGCGGAACUUCCACCCAGCCCAGCCUCAGCUUCCUGACACCAAGGCCGGACCGGCACCCCCAUGCAGCCUGCUGUCCUCACUGGGCUCCGAAGUCGUGGAACGCAGAGUCAUCCACCUGCCCCCACUGAUCAGGGAGGUGCCAUCCUCUCAGGCAGCCAGCGACUCCUCACGCCAGCAGUGGCUCAGCCCGGUUGGCUCUAGACCCUGGGAUCUCGGGGAGGGAAGACAGCACCAUAACUCUGAUUUCCACCAGGAGCCCCAGUACCGCAGCCGAAAGCCCUGGGGGAGGCAAAGAAGGGAGCUGGACUACCCUCAGAGUGUAAGGCACCCAGGCCCCAGACCCUGGUCUGAUGGGGACAGCCUCAGCGAUGGCUGGUCAUCCUGGGAAGCCCACUGGAGACCCAGCCGGCCCCCUCUCCACAGCCACCGAAGUUGGGACUGGAACCGGGAUCCAGACCGGGAGCGGCCCCGCAGGUCCAGUCGCUUGCACAAGAGCAGCCAAAGGCGCAGGAGACACAGGCCCCGCAGCUACUCCCCUCCCCUGCCUUCCGACCUCAGCUCCUGGAGCUCAGAAGAGGAGGUGAAGGAGCGACCCCGGAGCUGGGGCACCCUCAGCCACCAUCGCCCUCGCCCUCGCCGCGGUCGCUCGCUCUCCCCACCCUGGCCGGAGGAGAAGCCGCCCAGCUACAGCUCACUGGAUGACACUCCAGGCAAGAAUGGCAGGCAAAGAGGGAGUGUGGAGAGGCGCUCGGAGAGAGAGAGCUCCCAUAGUGGAAGAAGUGUGAUCAUUUAGUCACCUGGUCUGGCAUUGCUUCCUGUGGCUACUUCACAGCUCUCCCAUGUCACAUCUGGGACUUCAACUUUCCAGCUGACAUGAGAACACCUGGAAGACCGUAUCUAACAAUUUUGGAUUCUAUCCUGAGAAUCAAACAGCAGAAGCCCAAAAGCAAGAGCUUGAGGAAUGAGUGAC